Pecten maximus is the source of this 3166-nucleotide messenger RNA. RefSeq names its product phosphorylated adapter RNA export protein-like. Gene Ontology annotation, cellular component: nucleus. Gene Ontology annotation, biological process: snRNA export from nucleus. The record is from RefSeq and is a predicted model, not a curated record. NCBI's taxonomy places the organism in Eukaryota, Metazoa, Mollusca, Bivalvia, Pectinida, Pectinidae.
UUGUUAUUUGCGCAAAAAAAUGGCGGAUUUAGAAGACGGUGAAAUACCAGAUUCGGAUGAAGAGGUUCCUUCAUCUUUACCCAAUAGUAAGCCAGAUGAUGUGUCGAUGAACUAUCCUCAUGCAGGUGGUGAUGUUCCAUCCUCCUUCAGUGUAAGACAGCCUUCAACUAAAACCACAUUAUCGUACAAUAACCAUACAUACCGCAGCAGACCUUCAAAUCCUCCAGUGGACAGUGAGGAUGAUUCUUCAGGCACUAGUGAUGAAGACACAGAUCUCUGGCAGUGUAAAAAAGCCAAGUACUUUUCUAAACCAAGGGUUCAGAGUAUGGAUCUUGCUCAUGAAAUUACCUCCCCUCCUCGAGGAAUGAAGCCACCUUCGAUGACACAGGAUGAAGAUCCAUUGGAGAGCCCACAAAAGAAACGGAAGGUGAACAAUGUUUGGGGUACAGUCAUUACAGAACAGACCAUUACCCAUUCAUUCAAAACAGGUGCAAAUGUUGAUAAAAAUGAGGAUUGUUUGGAGGAACGAGAUGUUGAGUCAUAUGAUUACACAAAGGCUUAUGAUGACGAUAGACCAUGUCUUGUAGAACAGCGAACAAUUCAAUCACGAGAAAGCAAUGACCCAUUUGAAAAUGUUAUUGAUUCAAUUGAGGAAUUAUAUGAUGUUGAGACAAAAAAAUCUGAUGUAGAAAGUAGAAAGCGGAAAAGAUCUGUGAAAGACCGAGUAGGCAGAAAAGAACAUCAAAGUAUGAAAGACAGAAUAGGGGAGAAGGAACGACAAAGUGUUAAAGAAAGAUUAGGUAAAAAUGAAGAAAAAAAUGUGAAGGACAGGCUAGGUCAGAUAGAUCCAAACAUAAGCAGAAUCGAAGAUGUGAAUGAAAGAGAUCCAGAGGAAAAAGUGACCAAGGCCAUAUUGGAUAUGUUGGAUGAACCCAACACAGACUUAAUUGGAAGGAUUGUCAGUGUUAUUGGGAGAACUUUGGCCCUGAAAUUUGCUCAUCAGACGGAGGAUGUGGAGUCAGCUGGUGGAUUGUUGACGAAUGAUGGUGCACGGCGACGGACUCCAGGUGGUGUUUAUUUACAGCUGUUAAAGAACAGUAAGGAUAUCACUAAGGAACAGACAAAGGAAAUAUUCGCAGAAGAAGAAUUGAAAUAUAAAAGGGAACAACGAAAGAUUAAACGAGCAAAGAGAAAGAGACAAAAUCAGCUGAGAAAAAUGUUACCACAGUCAAACUACGCAUCCCAGAAGUCCAAAGGAGGUCGAAAACAGGAUGUGGAGAUGCGUAAUGAGAAUAUGCCAGAGGUAGAUGACUGUAACGAUGACAGUGAUGAGGAGGAUGGUCAACAGGACAUUGCUCAAGAAAUUGAGGCAGCUAAACAACAGCAGGUUGAGGCACGGAAAAUGGACGAUUCUGAAUUUUCUUUAAAUGAUUCUGAUGUUGUUGAUAUUGAGCUUGGCGAGUUUGAGAGUUUUGAGUGAUUGAAUGAACACACUAAUACAUGUAUGGAAAUCCAGCCAGUAUUACAGAAGGGUUUCUGUGAUUUUCUUUAUAUUUUUAGAAUAAUUUUUGCACUUGUAUUGAGUGUAUUAUGAAAUUAAAUAAUAACAGGGGUAUCGACAUUUUAUUAAACAAAUAUAGUAUUUUCACUUAGUUUUGUUUCAUUUUUGUUCUGUUUAUGUUAAAUUAGGGUAUAAUUAUUUGUUUUGGUCUUUUUUUUAACAUAGACUUUUUUGUUCUGUUACUAUGUGUUCAGUUUCCCUUCGUUUGUAAGGGCGCACUUGAUUUACUGCUCGGAUCACCACUCUGAUCCUAUUCCGAUCAAAAUUAAAUCAAGUAGGUUACACAAUACAGAACCGGAGGUUACAUGGCAGACACGAAAGCAGUGGUCUCCUAUCUCGUUGUUGAUGAAAUUUUAGAUGAACAACGAGAUAGGAGGAAAGACGAAACAGAGCUUAUGGCCAUCUUCAUUCCAGCUAUUGGUGCUGUAAUGUGAGUCUCUGAUUAUGUUUAACGCCAUUAUUACUUAUUACGCUGUGGUUUUAUAUUUAAAUGCUAGACUACUGUCUGUGAACUUAGUUUUGUUUGACGAAAAAUCGAUGUUAAAUUUGUUUAACUCCCUCGGAAACAUAAUUCGUAUUUUUGAACAGCACUUGCUUUGUUGUAACUGAAAUUUCUAAACUUUUUAUUUAUCUUGAUUCCGAUAAUGAAAAAAAAUUCCUUCUUCAAGACUAGCGAAAAUCUGCUGAGAUUUUACUAUGGAGAGUAACGUAAUGACAUUACGCAUUACGGCCGUUUUUCUUACUAGUCUCAAAGAAGGAAAAAAUUUAUUCAGAAAAAUUUCAUGAAUAUUUGUUCAAUUCCUAUAACGACAAAGAGUCUUUCUAGAAAAAACAAUUUUCAUAAAAAUGGAGCUAUCACAGCAAAUUUAAUGCGGACAUUGUUCAUCUGUUAAUAUCAUCCGCCAUUUUGAAUUGUGGUUUGCUCCAUGUGCACCACCUCGCGAGAAAGAGCAGACUGAACAGUGAUCGGAGCAGUGAUCCAGACACUUGAUUUGAGAUGUCAGCGAUCAGCUGUGUACUCCAGUAGCUAAAUCAAGUGCGCUCUAUAUAUGUUCUUUCUAUUUCACUUUGUCCUAUCAUUCACUUCCGACUUUGUUCCGUUUCAUUCCAUAAAAGGGGUUCAGAAUGCUGUUGAGCAAACUAAGGAGUAUUGCCAUUUAAAUGUAUUCAAUAAUGACAUUUUAACUGAACAAUAAGAGAAACAAUCUCAAAAUUUCAUUGUUAUAUGUAUUGUUGCUUUGCACUAUUAGAUUGUAUGAAAAUCAUUUCGUCUUCAAUCUUUGCAUUUUGUUUUGUUUCAUUUUGGUGGAAUUGUUGCGUUUCGUUCCAUCAUACACAUGUUUCUUCAUUUCUGUUCUACUGCAAAUAGGUGUUUCGUUUGUUACUUACUCUGGAAAUCUUGUUUAAGAAGUCUGUUUAAGGUUUAUUACUUUUUGUUCCAUUUCAACACUGUUUUUUGUUUUUAUUCUGUUCCAUUUGUCAACUAAAAUGUUGACACCUCUGUAUGUGAUAGGUGAUAAAAUUAUGGAAUUUGAUUUGAUUGUCCCUCAGUCAAGACACGAGAGACAAGUGUUGUAUGAAAACCAAUAAAAUCAUAAAUCAGAA